AUGACCUACACUAAACUCUUGCCACAUUUGACUCGUAAUGGUUUGAUAGUGCCAUUCCCCUUAAAGCCUAUUCAACCACCAUAUCCAAAGGGUUAUGAUCCAAAUGCCAAGUGUGAUUAUCAUGCAGGGGGUGUUGGGCAUUCAACUGAAAGAUGUUGGGGAUUAAAGCAUAAGGUGCAAGACUUAAUAGAUAUGGGUUUGCUAAGCUUUAAAGAAGAUAGUCCAAAUGUAGGGACUAAUCCGCUUCUCGGUCAUGGUUCCUCGUCAGUAAACAUUAUUGAAGAAGUGUGUGAUCAACAAGUGAAAAAUAUAGGGGAAAUCAAAACAUCUAUGAGAUUCAUCUUUUCGAAAUUGUUUAGAUUUGGGAUGAUUGAGGGAAACCUAUUGGAAGCUGAGAUGUGUGGUCUUCACCCAACUGCUAUGCAUUCUAUUGAGAAGUGCGAUGAAUUUAAGCAGAUUCUACAAGAUCUGAUUGACUCAAACUUGGUUCAAGUAAGUCAAUUUCCAAUUGGAGAGGAUGUGCUAAUGGCUCAAUCAGAAGAAAGACCAAAUGUGGUUAUCCCAAGACCAUUGGUAAUUCACUUUACUAGAAAUGUGCCUUUGCCAAAAUCAAAUAUCCAUAAGCCUCUUAUUGUGCAAGUCCCAACUCCUUUUCCUUACAAGGAUACCAAGGCAAUUCCAUGGAAGUACAACGUAGAGGUGAAGAUAAAUGGGAACAUGAAUGAACAACAAAAGAAAGAAGUCAGUGAUGGGGAAACCGAUGUUACAAAUAUUGCAGGAGUAGGUGGAAUGACCCGUAGUGGUAGGAUCUACACUCUUGAAGAAUUAAGGGAAGGAGAUAUAACUAAGAAUCUUAGGGAAAAAGAGAAAGCAACCGUCAGUGGAGGAAUUGAUCAUGUCACAAAGAACAAUGGAAAAAAUGCUAUUGUGCAAAAUGAGGAAGAGAAGAAGGAAGUUCUAGAUGAGGAAGCUUUAGAAUUCCUUAAAUUCAUUCGACAAAGUGAGUAUAAACUCAUUGAUCAAUUGGAUCGUACACCUACCAGGGUGUCCUUGUUGUCAUUGUUAAUGAAUUCAGAAAGUCAUAGAAAGUUAUUGAUGAAGAUUUUGAAUGAAGCACAUGUAGCUAAUGACAUUACACUAGAUAAAUUUGGAGGCAUCAUUGGUAACAUUAUAGCCAAUAAUCGUCUCACUUUCACAGAUGAGGAAAUCCCAGUUGAAGGAAGGGGGCAUAACAAAGCUUUACACAUCUCUGUUAGCUGGGAUAUAAUCGCCAAGCCCAUUUGA
Cajanus cajan (pigeon pea) is the source of this 1284-nucleotide messenger RNA. NCBI's taxonomy places the organism in Eukaryota, Viridiplantae, Streptophyta, Magnoliopsida, Fabales, Fabaceae. The record is from RefSeq and is a predicted model, not a curated record.